ACUUUUCUUAAAAUCAAGAAAGCGUAAUGUAAUUUGUGGUAAUAUGUACUCUAUUUAACAUAAUUCAAACUUGAUUUAACGAAAUUGAUAAAAUUAACAAAAUGGAUUCAACCAUCCGAAUGUGUCGACUUUGCCUGGAGUACGAAAAACCAUCGGUAACAUCCAUGCAAGAUAAAAAAUUCCGUGCCAGAUUGACUACAGUUUCCAACUUUUUGUUCGAGGAAAAUGAACAACUUCCCUCCGCGGUGUGUUCGGAAUGUUCCAAAAGAGUCAACCAGUUUUACACAUUCAUGGAAACCGUUCGAUGCAACCAAGAACAGCUUCAACUAUCGCUUCCACCCACUCAGGUGAAGAAUGAGAUAUUCCUGGAAUCGUCAUACGAGGAGUUCGAAUCUCCAGUGAAAAAGGAAGAACAGUCACCCGAACACAAAACCGAAACGAUGGACGUGGAAGUCGAGAUGCAUGAAGACCCAACAAUUGCAGAGAAGAGUGAACCCGAGGAAGAGCCAGCAUCGUCUUUGCCGAUCAAAGAUGAGGAACGCGUAAAAAUUACAGACGAGGAUCGUCUAAUCAAGGAGUUUUUCUCCCUGAAGUGCGAUACGUGUUCGGAGUCGUUUGAAACCUUCAAGCAGCUGAAGACGCAUGCAAAGAAGGUUCACAACACACAAGCGGUGCUGCAAUGUUGCAACAAAAGUUUUUCCUUCAAACGGAAAAUGCUUUUCCACAUCAAUAAUCAUUUGAAGCCGUGCAAAUGUGACGAGUGUGGCAAGGGUUUCCCGGACAACCAAACCCUGAAAGUUCAUUACAGCGCCAGGCAUAUGAGCAGCGAAGAGAAACCAUUCAAAUGCGAGAAAUGCGCUCGAUCUUUCCAAACGGAACAAAUCCUCCGGACACAUCUUCGACGACACGACCAGAUGGACUGUCCAAUUUGUAAAAGGAGCCUUUCGAACAUGUUCACUUUGAAGAACCACAUGGCGGUAGUACACAACGACGAGAGGAAGUUCAUGUGCGACGUUUGCGGUAAGGAUUUCAAAUACCGUGGAGGUCUGGACUCGCACAGACUGAUGCACACGGGACUGAAACGAGAGGACGGAGCCCGGUGCGAGAUCUGUCACACGUGGAUCAGCAGGAAGAAGCAACUCCGAAGACACAUGAUCGAGAUACACCAGGCGAAGGAGGUCACCUGCGACAUUUGCCACAAGGUUUACCCGAAUGAGAAAUCCUUGACCACACACAAGGGUCGAGUGCACGUGGAGGACAAAUUCGAGUGCGAGAUCUGUGGGAAACGGUUCAAGCGGAAUGUCUACUUGAAGGAACACCGCGCGACCCACACGGGUCAGAAGCUGUACUCGUGCGAAUUUUGCGGCAUGGAGAUGAACUCGAAUGCGAAUUUGUACUCGCACAAAAAGAACAAGCAUCCAGAAGAGUGGCUGCAGGCCAAGCAGAAAGCGGCAAAGUUUACAGACUAAGGCGACAGGGCUUUAG
Ochlerotatus camptorhynchus is the source of this 1485-nucleotide messenger RNA. Its product is annotated as zinc finger protein 493-like. Gene Ontology annotation, cellular component: nucleus; chromosome. The transcript has 2 exons. NCBI's taxonomy places the organism in Eukaryota, Metazoa, Arthropoda, Insecta, Diptera, Culicidae. Gene Ontology annotation, biological process: regulation of transcription by RNA polymerase II. The record is from RefSeq and is a predicted model, not a curated record. Bases 102 to 1469 code for a protein of 455 amino acids. Gene Ontology annotation, molecular function: chromatin insulator sequence binding; zinc ion binding.